UGUUUUAGAGUAUGACAUUAUAGCUUUCAAAGAGUAUUUCUUAAAGGGAGUAUAUGGUGACAAAAUGAGUGUUUCCGAAGUUCGUCGUGUCUCUACAACAAAAGUAAGGCCGGCAAGUUACAUCCAUAAAUCUACAGAUAACUUUAAACGGAUUGAUUUAAAUCCAUGGGAUAUACUAUUUUUGCGGCAAGUAUAUUCGCAACGGGGUCUUCUCUUUGCUAAAUCGCAAUCAUUUCCCGGGCGAAAAGAUGAAGAUGGAAAGACAAACAAUAUUGUUAUCAGUAACAUGAUAAGUUCCAUGUCACAUACACUUGAUCAUUUUUUUCCUCUAGCUGGUCGUCUUGGCAUCAAAAAUAAUGAAGAUGAUAACACGGUCUCCGUUUAUAUCAACUGCAACUUUGAGGGAGCAGAGAUCAUUCAUGCCACUGCAGACAUAUCAGUGAAGGAAAUCGUCGCUCAGACCUAUGUUCCUGCAAGCGUAAUAGAUCCAUUGUUUUCCCUCAAUGGGGUAAGAAACUACGAAGGUCAGUCACAUCCUUUACUCUCUAUACAAAUAACUGAACUUCUAGACGGUGUGUUCAUUGGGUGUAGUGUAAACCAUUCUGUUCUUGAUGGUACAUCAUUUUGGAAUUUUAUUAAUUUGUGGUCUGAGAUUUCUAGAUCUUCUGAUAAUCAUACUCCUUGUCCUCAUCCGGUCUUUGAGCGUUGGUUUAUCAAGGAUACAGAUUGCCCCAUCCGUCUUCCGUUCUCUGUGGCUGAUGAAUUUUCGGUAGGAAUGAAUAUCUGUAAUACUAAAGCUUUGGUGUUUAAGGGUCAUGUAGAGAAAAUUUUCCAUUUUACUAAAGAAAACAUUGCAAAAUUAAAAGCUAGGGCGAAUUCUGAAAUAAUUUCUGAAACAAAACAAAAUACAGCACUAAUCUCUUCGUUACAAGCUGUAUUGGCUCACCUUUGGAUAGCUGUAUUGCGUGCUAGAACUAUCAUAGAUAGCACUUCUGACGAAAAUGAAAAGACUGCAUUUGGAUUUGUGACAAAUAACAGAAGUAAGUUGAUUCCACCCUUGCCAGAAGCUUACUUUGGUAACUCAGUAUCUUUGCUAAUGAUAACUGCAAAGGACGACGAGGUGCUCCAGAGGGGAUUUGGGUUCCUAGCUUCGUUAUUGAAUGAGGUUGCUAACUCUAACACUGAUGGAAGGAUUAGAAGUGAACUCGAACGGAUAACAGAGAAACCUUUUAUCAUAAGUGACGAGGCAGGAAAUACAAAGAAGGAUCUAUGUACGAGGAGUUCCCAUAGAUUCAACAUGUAUGGAAACGAUUUUGGUUGGGGUCGACCUAUUGCCGUGAGAACCGGUAUCCGUGGAAAAUCAAGUGGAGUGACUACUGUGGAUGAAGGACCAGUUGAAGGAAGUAUUGACAUUGGUAUCAGCCUUCCAAUUGAGGUUUUCGAGGCUCUGGAAAAUGAUGCUGAAUUCAUGAAAGCCUUCAUAUUUUAACCUUUUCUAAGAUCUUAAAUAAUGAUGUACUCAGUAAUUGUUUUCUCUACUGCUUUCACCUAUCCGUCCUGUACCUCCAUUUGUACAUGCAUGGAACGUUGUAGACUCAAGACCCAAUUGUCGUAAAACAGCUGAAGAGUGGUCUAUUCUGAUGGGAAACCGACGAUUACAUCCAGCAUCUUCUUAAAUCUAUUUUAUCUCGAAUUUGUAUCCAUCAUUUCUUGUCGUAUAUUUCAGCAUUUUCUCAAAUCUAUUUAAUUCAGCAUUUUCUCAAAUCUAUUUAAUUCAGCAUUUUCUCAAACCUAUCUAAUGGUUUUCAAGUUAGUUAUUGUUCUAGUAAGUUAAAUUUAGUAAAUAUAAUUGUUUUUGUUAAGCUUGUAAGUUAUUGUUGGGAAAAA
Papaver somniferum (opium poppy) is the source of this 1887-nucleotide messenger RNA. Its product is annotated as protein ENHANCED PSEUDOMONAS SUSCEPTIBILTY 1-like. The record is from RefSeq and is a predicted model, not a curated record. The transcript has a single exon. The coding region runs from base 65 to 1489 and encodes 474 amino acids. NCBI's taxonomy places the organism in Eukaryota, Viridiplantae, Streptophyta, Magnoliopsida, Ranunculales, Papaveraceae.